UGCAGCUGAACUUGGUGUAUUCAGAAUCAGAAUUGUCCAAGGAAUUCAGUCGUGGACAAGUUGUAGAAUUCAGCUUUGGGAGCGUGAAGGUUGAGCUGGUCCUGGAGUUCGGGGGCAACGGCAGCAUCCCAGCCUCACUGAUGGAUGCAGUGGAGUUGGCAAUCCAGCAACGCCUGACGCAAGUGAACAUGUCCACCCAGACCGGCUCACUCAACCACUUGCUCAUCGACAUCAACUCCAUCCAGUUCACCGAAAUCAGCAAGUCACAAGCAGAGUUUCUUUUGAAAAAAGUUUCUCUGGAUGGUUCUGCGGCACCAGAUUCCACCGUUGCAACCAGCACGGACAUCCCAACACAACCCACCUCAGGCUGUGGCAUUAAAGGUCCAACUUCCAGUAGGAUUGUUGGUGGGACCAACGCACAAAAUGGCGAGUGGCCGUGGCAGGUUAGCCUGCAGAUCGGGAGACACGUUUGCGGUGCCUCCAUCAUCUCCGACCGAUGGCUCAUCUCUGCCGCCCACUGCUUUAGAAUACAGAACAACUCAACCCUCUGGCAAGUGUACAUGGGAUCGGUGGAAGUGGGGACAGGCACAAGACGAGACAUCAGACAGAUCAUCGUCCAUCCCAAAUACGCAUUGAACAACCCUUUCGACUAUGAUGUUGCAGUCCUGGAACUGUCCAGCCCACUCAGCCUCUCCAGUGUCAUCUACCCAAUCUGCCUCCCAUCCAGUCAGCAAGUGUUCCCCAGCGGCCAGCAGUGCUACAUCACAGGAUGGGGCAGACUCGCUUACCAAGGAUCCCUUCCCUUCAUCCUACAAGAAGCAGAAGUGUCGGUUAUUGAUGACCAAACGUGCAGGAAUGCCUACAGAUCCCAUAUCACUCCGAGAAUGCUGUGUGCUGGUGUAUUAACGGGAGGAGUAGGUUCAUGUCAGGGGGAUUCUGGAGGACCCUUGGCCUGCAGUGACUCGAGAGGAACCUGGUUCCUGGCGGGAAUCGUCAGCUUUGGCGUCAGAUGUGCUGUGCCCAACUUCCCUGGCGUCUACACGCGUGUGACAGCCGUGAGAGACUGGGUGGAACAACAGACAGGGGUGUGAUCCAGCCAGCACCUCCCCCUGACGUCUCCCUCACC
Amblyraja radiata (thorny skate) is the source of this 1126-nucleotide messenger RNA. Its product is annotated as transmembrane protease serine 9-like. Gene Ontology annotation, molecular function: serine-type endopeptidase activity. The coding region runs from base 141 to 1091 and encodes 316 amino acids. The record is from RefSeq and is a predicted model, not a curated record. Gene Ontology annotation, biological process: proteolysis. The transcript is spliced from 8 exons. NCBI's taxonomy places the organism in Eukaryota, Metazoa, Chordata, Chondrichthyes, Rajiformes, Rajidae.